AACUCCGGGCGGAGGAACAAAGCCGCCGACGUCGGCUCUGACUGAUAACAAGAAAGCUUGCUUCGUCACCGUCGUCACAACUCCGACUUUGCAUCGUCCCUCUCUCCACUCCACUCACCAUGUCGACGUCUCGAGUUGGUCUUCGCUUCUUCCAGAACUCGCGCGCGGCCUUCCGCAGCGCUUUCCGCCGGCCGGGGGGAUACGGUCGCCGCUUUCAGAGUUCGGAUGCCGCUGCUGCUGAGCAGCAGAGCACCUUCCAGCGCAUGUGGAACAGCCCUGUUGGGCUGAAGACGGUGCAUUUCUGGGCCCCCGUUAUGAAGUGGGCUCUCGUCAUCGCCGGUAUCUCCGACUUCCAGCGCCCCGCCGAGAAGCUCUCCCUGACGCAAAACGGUGCUCUCACGGCCACCGGCGCCAUCUGGACCCGCUGGUGCUUGAUCAUCAAGCCCAAGAACUACCUCCUCGCCGCCGUAAACUUCUUCCUCGGAUGCGUUGGUGUCGUCCAGGUCACGCGUAUCUUCAACUACCGCCGCAGCCUGGAAGGCGGCUCGGCAAAAGAGGCCGCUAAGGAUCUAGAGCACGAGAUUGCGGACUCGGCAAAGGCUGUUGCUAAGGAUGCUGUGGAGGCUGUGAAGAAGCACACUUAGAUGUACGAUGUAGAGUGCGAGGUAUACAAUGUCAAUAUAUUCACCAUCUUUAUCUGCG
Aspergillus calidoustus is the source of this 702-nucleotide messenger RNA. NCBI's taxonomy places the organism in Eukaryota, Fungi, Ascomycota, Eurotiomycetes, Eurotiales, Aspergillaceae. The record is from the annotation of a GenBank genome assembly.